AUGAAGGCGUUGUGCAAGGCUGGUUCUGUGUAUUCUGCUGUGCUUUUGAUCGAUGAGAUUGAAAAGCAUGGGAUUAAGCCGGAUAUUGUGACUUGUAAUACAUUGUUAAAAGCACUUUGUGAUAGUAAAAGGUUUUCUGAGGCUGAAAACUUGUGGGUUAUGAUGGAAAAGAGAAGUAUUCUUCCUGAUAUUUGCAGUUAUGAUAUUAGAUUACGAGGUUUACUUAAAGUUGCUGAGGUUUCGAAGGCGAUUCAGUUGUUUGAGGAGAUCGUUAAGAAGGGUUUCAAACCGGAUAAAUUCAGCUACGAUAAUAUGAUAAAAGUGUAUGUUGAUGAAGGGAAUUUGGAGCAGGCUAAUAUGUGGUAUCAGAAGAUGGUGCAAAAUGAUUGCCUGCCGGAUUCUGCAACAUUUCACAUGCUUAUUCCUUUGGCUUGUGACAUGAAAAAAAUUGAUUUUGCGCUGCACUUGUGCACGAAAGCUAUUGAUUCACAGGUACUUGAAGAUGAAGUGUGUACAAGUUCUGAGGAAUAG
Solanum tuberosum (potato) is the source of this 531-nucleotide messenger RNA. RefSeq names its product pentatricopeptide repeat-containing protein At1g55890, mitochondrial-like. Lineage: Eukaryota; Viridiplantae; Streptophyta; Magnoliopsida; Solanales; Solanaceae. Gene Ontology annotation, molecular function: protein binding. The transcript has a single exon. Gene Ontology annotation, biological process: mitochondria-nucleus signaling pathway; chloroplast-nucleus signaling pathway. The record is from RefSeq and is a predicted model, not a curated record. The coding region runs from base 1 to 531 and encodes 176 amino acids. Gene Ontology annotation, cellular component: chloroplast.